UCAUAAGUAUUUUCAUUUUACCUAGUUCCGUUGUUUAUCAACUUGAAUGUUAGAUGAUGCAAGACUUUUCUAAAGCAUAGUAGCGGAGAAAUACGUCCGUUCCUCUGUUUGUAUGCUGUAUUUGCCCUGUUCAUUUAAUACAUCGUAAUAUUUUGUUUGAUAUUUAUCGAUGUAGCUAAAAAAAUGAGUAUUACAAAUCUUUUCGACACGUUUUUCACCCCUUCAAUGGGAGGUUUGAAUCUGGGGUUUUCAGAGCACGAGAGAGGGCUGGCCGAAACAGUACAUUCCAUUGCUUUUGCUGAAAUAAAAAGACAUCCAAAGGCAUUGGAAGUAGAUCCAGAUUACGGUUUGGAAUACGAUGAUUUUACUGUUGAAAGAAUAGAACUUUCGAAAAAGAAUUUGAGUAGAAUCUUCGAACUACUCGAAAAAGCAAGGGACGCUAGGGAAGAGUUUGUGGAGAACUUUCCAGACUGGAGUAUUUUGAGGAUGGAUGCCAUCCAGAAGUUGACAGAGAUCGAACAAACGAUUCAGAAAGAGAAGUUCUGGUGCAAUGUCGGAAAAAUGGCCGGCCAUGUUAUUGGCGGAGCUGGAGCUAUUGCAAUAGCCAGUGUCUUUCUGUUUCCACCAGCUGCUCCUGUCGCAGCACUCCCAGCUUGCUUGAGCGGGAUUGCGCCAUUCGUGCCAAGCUUCCUUCUCCCAGCUGCUCCAGCGGUUAUUUCACCUCUGGUGGUAAAUGGCGGAAUAGCAGCUGGUGUUGGUGGAUUUUCUUCGCUUGGAUCCAAAGUUGCUGAGAUGGCGCUUUUACGCCAACGCAUGGAAGCGGCCAAGAAAGUUCUAGAAGGUGACAAGAGGACCUUUGCUUACAUGGAGAACUGGUUCAAACACACUAAAGAACUGAUUGAUGCUGUUGAAGAUGUUAUUGGCUUCAAUGUCAUAAAACAGCUGUAUGAAGACAUGGACACUCUGUUUGCUGAUGUUAAACGACUACACGACUUAAAAUCCAAAAGUCCUCGGUGGUUGCAAGCGGCAAUGAGAUUCUGCGUAAGGCACAUGUUGAGUGCCAAACUCUUUGCCAAAUAUUUAGGACCGGGGUUGUCUGCCGUCAUCGUCACAUUUAUGUUUGUAAUAGUAUUCCUUAGUAGACGGAAUAGAUUUAUCUUCCAAUGCAUUCUGAAAACAAAAGAACUGAUGAACAGGUUCUAUAUUGACAUAGACAAUGUCGCUGAACUGGCGCGAGUAUUUGCAGCUGUUAGCGUCGGUGGGUCCAGCGCCAUUGAAUAUCUUCCAAUAGAAGCGGCGAGAGAGAUAUCGCUAGGUGUGUUUGCAGGACUAGGAAUCGCCAUCAAUGCGGCGAACAUCGUCUUAACCUCAAUUGAUAUUAAGAAUGGCUCGACGUGUAAACAAAGAGAGGAAAUUAAAAAAGCAGUUGAAAAGUUACAAGAAGAGUUGGACUUACUCGAGAAAGUCUAUGUUGCCAUGUUUUCAGAAGAAGCACAAAAUUGUUCUCUGAGUCACAGUGAAAUGCAGGAUUCAGAUGAUUCGGACUCAUUCGAGUCCGAAUCAUCUGAAUCCUGCAUUGAUGCUGAGGGUUCUAUAGAAGCAUAAAAUGUUUCUUCGGUCAAAAAAGCAUAGGUUUCAGAAGAGACCACACAAAAGUUUUGAAAGUUUGCAAGAAGAAAUAGAUUUAUUUCAGAAAUUCAACACAAGAUACAACGGAAGUGCAAUAUGACUCAGAAAGCGAGACGAAGGAAAAAAGGAAACAAUUAGCUAAGUUGAGAAAUACGCAACAGCUUCUUGCAGUUCUUUUACAUUUGAUUACUUUUUUUAAUCAAAUUGUAGAACUUAAACAUAAACUUAACUAUUUAAAUUACUUAAAACCAAUCGGAUUGAAAAAAUGGGAUGACAUUGAAGUAGAAAGCAUUACUUUCAAAAAUUUUAAUUAUGGCGAUAGAAUCAUGAUAACACAUUUUAUUGCCAAAAAGAAAAAGCAAUUAUAUAUAAAAAAGAAUUGAACCUGUUUCUGUAUAUAAUAAAACUAGGACAAUAUUCAACUUUUUAGUGUUUAGAACAUAACCUUCAACAACAGUUUUAAAUCCAGAGAUGAUUUGUGAAUUCAGAAGCAAUCAAGAUUGUAAAAUGUAUUUUUAAUAAAAAAUAUGUGUUAAUUUCUAUUAAAACCCAAAUUUUGAUAUCCAGGUAUAAUUUUUAAAUUUUGUAUUUAUUUUAAUUUUAAUUUUGUAUUUAAUUAAAUUUUGUAUGUAUUUUAAUGCUAU
This is a messenger RNA of Argiope bruennichi, 2273 nucleotides long. RefSeq lists its product as uncharacterized. The coding region runs from base 184 to 1605 and encodes 473 amino acids. The record is from RefSeq and is a predicted model, not a curated record. The transcript has 2 exons. NCBI's taxonomy places the organism in Eukaryota, Metazoa, Arthropoda, Arachnida, Araneae, Araneidae.